Eucalyptus grandis is the source of this 677-nucleotide messenger RNA. RefSeq names its product 40S ribosomal protein S25-2. The transcript has 4 exons. Gene Ontology annotation, cellular component: cytosolic small ribosomal subunit. Gene Ontology annotation, molecular function: structural constituent of ribosome. The coding region runs from base 157 to 483 and encodes 108 amino acids. NCBI's taxonomy places the organism in Eukaryota, Viridiplantae, Streptophyta, Magnoliopsida, Myrtales, Myrtaceae. The record is from RefSeq and is a predicted model, not a curated record.
GCAGCACCCCCUAAACGACGACGCUUCAACCGCGAGCCGAACGCAAAACCCUAAUCCUGUAAUCGAGCGAACCCCACCCCAUUCCUUCUCUUUCGUGCCGUCACUGCCUCCCAUCUCCCCCGACUGCGAAGCAGCGAGCCGCUCGAGAUCCCAUCCAUGGCUCCGAAGAAGGACAAAGCCCCGCCUCCCUCGUCCAAGCCCGCGAAAUCCGGUGGUGGGAAGCAGAAGAAAAAGAAGUGGAGCAAGGGAAAGCAGAAGGAGAAGGUGAACAACAUGGUGCUGUUUGACCAGGGAAGUUAUGACAAGCUUCUGUCCGAGGCGCCCAAGUAUAAGCUUAUCACCCCGUCCAUCCUCUCUGAUCGUCUAAGGAUUAAUGGAUCACUUGCACGGAAGGCAAUAAGAGAACUCAUGGCUAGAGGUUUGAUCAGGAUGGUCUCUGCUCAUUCAAGCCAGCAGAUCUACACCAGGGCAACGAAUACAUAAGUGGCUUAGGGCCCCCUUGCAUUUUCAGCUAUAUAGCAAUGGUUGUUUUAUAUCUUGCAUUGGUAAACAACUGUUUUCUUUAUCUCUGGGAUGACAUGAUGCAUACUAGAAUUUAUGAGACAGGUUAGUGUUCUUUGAGAUUUUGAAGAAAUAGAUUAUUAAAUCCGAUAAUUCAAUAUUUGGUGUUCAUCCAA